AUGCUUACGACAACAUAUAAACACGAUUUUAUACAACCUAAAAACAAACGCUACGAUUUUGUGAAAGAAAACGUUAACAAAUCCCAAGUCAAUUCAGAAUGCAACUGUGAAAAUAUAACUUCCGUCGAUAAGGAACAAAGUAUAAAUGACAGUCAUGGAACAGUUGAAUGGACAGGGAUUGCUCCAAUGGGUCGCUUGAUUGAUCCUCGCAUUAUACCCACAAAAAUCUCACCCGAUCAAGCUGAUGCAAUAGCCAACGCUCGAGAAAACGAUUGUAAUAAAAUUCAACCAAAUCGUUUUUUGAAAAUAUUGCGUACUGUAUAUCCGGAUCUUUAUGAAAGAUUACAACAAAUGCCUCAAGAUGAACUUAAUAGGCGCAUGGAACAACAGCGCAUGUACACUACAUAUCAAAUCGAUUUUUGCAAUGUAAAUGAAUAUCCAGAGGGCAUAUAUAAAUCGCUAAAGGAGGAGGAUGAAACAAGCAAACUAAAUGCCAGCAAGUUGUUGAAGAAAGACGAACCUUGCAAUGAAUUCAGGAGAAAUGUAAUGGAGGAAUUGAACAAACAAGGUGGCAAUUUUGAUCCAUGUAUAAAGGCAUAUAAACCGUUUAAAAUUUCAUUUGCCGAUUCUAAUCGUUUCAUUAAUUCUGGUAACAACUCCCACUGGCGAAGUGGAGAAGUUUUUAAGAAAAAUGCAAAUUUUACCGAAUACAUGGAUACCAUCAAUAAAAUCGGAUGUGUUAUUAUGAAAAAUAAUUUACACGAUCAUCGCAAAUGCAGUGGCAAACAUUGCCGACAUCAACUUGUUCACACUUGUACACAAAAUAUGUAA
Messenger RNA from Musca vetustissima, 831 nucleotides. RefSeq lists its product as uncharacterized. Bases 1 to 831 code for a protein of 276 amino acids. The transcript has a single exon. The record is from RefSeq and is a predicted model, not a curated record. NCBI's taxonomy places the organism in Eukaryota, Metazoa, Arthropoda, Insecta, Diptera, Muscidae.